UCCUCCUAAUCCUCAAGUCCAUCUCUUCUCUCUUUCCUACUCCAUCUCUUUAAUUAGUUGUACAUUAAUGGCGGCUCUCGAUCUAACACCUCAAAACGACAACAAAGAGAAUAUCUCACCCUUGGAGAUGAGUCAGAUGACCACUACUUCUGUCAAGCCUUUGGAUUCUUCUUCAUUCAUUGAUAAAGACAAAACCCAGAUCAGAAUCAGGAGAAAAAGAUCUAGAAGACAGCCUCUUAAAGAUAUCACCAAUCUCUUUUUCUUGUCAUCAUCAACAUUGUCCUCUUCGUUUCUGAUUCGUCACUUCCCCUCUUCUUCAACACUAUCAGUUGAUCCCAAAUUCAUGAAGAGAAGAUCUGGUGUUGGUCUCAAGGCUUAUUCUACCUUCUCUUGUAGAAAUUUCAGAUGA
Molecule: messenger RNA, 409 nt
Organism: Eruca vesicaria subsp. sativa (arugula)
Lineage: Eukaryota; Viridiplantae; Streptophyta; Magnoliopsida; Brassicales; Brassicaceae
Source: the annotation of a GenBank genome assembly